AUGGUCAAAGAGUCCGAUAAAAAGGUGGACUGCGUGAUUACGAGGACUGGUGACUGCUCCCGGGGGUGCAAGGUGCACGUCAAGACUGUCGACGGCACUGCCAAGGCCAAGGACGACUACACCGCGGUCGACAUGGACGUGCUCUUCAGAUGGGGGGAGACGAAGAAGACGGUGACCAUCGACAUUAUCGAGGACACCGAGUACGAGGAGACGGAGGAUUUCCAGCUCCACCUCUCCAUCCCGCCUGCGUCCAGGGGAAGGGUUGGACUCGCACAGGACGGACGCGGUGGAGUGCCAGGAUGCGACGUGGCGAGCAUAGUAAUCCUGGACAACAACCACCCGGGUGUCCUCGGCUUCAGCAGCUCCGAGAUAAAGGUGGAGGAGUCGCCCGAGCCCAAGCCCGUCAUGGUGGAGGUCGUUCGCCAGAGGGGCACCUACGGGAAGGUCACCUGCGCGUACCGGACGGAAGACAUGACCGCGGUCCAUGAUUACGACUACAAGGCGAUAAGCGGAGUCCUUGAGUUCGACCACGGCGAGGCGGUCAAGAUGCUGCCGCCGCUGACGGUCUAUCCGAAGCUCGAGGGCCGGAGCGAGAAGACAGAGCAGUUCCGGUUGAUCAUUUCCGAUGCAACAGGCAAGGCGACGUUCGACGACAGCACCGACGGGACCGAGACGAUGUCGAUCUGCACGAUAACCAUCCAGGGAGAUGCUGAUACGCAGGGUUGGCUGGGAGGCCUUGCUGAUAUGCAAGUGCUGAACACCGACCAGCUCGCGCUCACUAAAAGAAGCUGGAUGGAGCAGUUCGAAGAGUUGAAGCCCGACGGGGAGUCUUGCAUGGACAAAGUUGUGCACUUCGCGCUCUUCCCUUGGAAGCUGAUCUGCGCGUGUGUCCCCCCGCCGAGCUUCUGCGGCGGGUGGGUCUGCUUCGUGACCGCCCUGGCGGUGAUAGGACUCCUCACGGCGCUGAUCGGAGACUUGGCGGAGAUGCUAGGCUGCGCCCUGCUGCCCAUGCUGCCCACCAAGAGCGCCAAGGCCAUCACGGCCGUGACGAUCGUGGCGCUGGGGACGUCGCUCCCGGACACCUUCGCCUCCAGGGCGUCGGCCGUCCAGGACUCUACGGCCGACGCCAGCAUCGGCAAUGUUACGGGCAGCAACUCUGUCAACGUUUUUUUGGGGCUCGGGCUCCCCUGGAUGGUCGGCGCCUUCUACUGGAAGCUGAAAGGGGUGAACCUCGACGAUCCGACGGACCCGUGGGUCAUGACGGGCACCGAGGUCGGCUGGCUGGACAACCCAGACAUGCACAUCAGGGAGAGAUAUCCAGCCUGCUUCGUCGUGCCUGCGGGAUCGCUCGGCAGCUGCGUCAUGGUCUUCUCCGUCACGGCCGUGUCCACCGUCGGCAUCCUCAUGGUUAGGCGAAGCAGGUAUGGUGGCGAGCUCGGCGGACCAGACGGUGUGAAGUGGGCCUCGGCUGCCGCCAUGGUGUCCUUGUGGCUGAUCUACAUUGUGUUCUCGGUGUUCACGGCCAUCUCUGAAGAGUCGUAG
Messenger RNA from Prorocentrum cordatum, 1542 nucleotides. Lineage: Eukaryota; Dinophyceae; Prorocentrales; Prorocentraceae. The record is from the annotation of a GenBank genome assembly.